Messenger RNA from Heterocephalus glaber (naked mole-rat), 5327 nucleotides. NCBI's taxonomy places the organism in Eukaryota, Metazoa, Chordata, Mammalia, Rodentia, Bathyergidae. The record is from RefSeq and is a predicted model, not a curated record.
AGUGACAGUGGUGGUGGCCAGGAGCGAUGCCCUGGCCUCUGUGGAUGGAGCCCGGAGGCCCUGUGAGGCCUGUGAUGGGCAACACACCCUGCUGUCACUCCUGCAGGGGACACUGGGGGAGCACAGGCACCUCCAGGCAGCCUCCUGCCUCCUGCUGACCCCAGGCCACCACAGCCCUCUCUCCAGCAUGGCUCCCCCACCGGCCGGGCCUCUCAGUGCUGCUGCUCCACCCGAGGACCCAGGGCCGCCUCCGGACUGCAGAUGGCUUUUCCUGAGCGCCAACAUUCUGCCUGUGGUGGAGCGGUGCAUGAGUGCCAUGCAGGAGGGAACGCAGAUGGUGAAGCUCCGCGGCAGUUCCAAGGGCCUGGUCCGCUUCUACUACCUGGAUGAGCACCGCUCCUGCCUGCGCUGGAGGCCCUCACGCAAGAAUGAGAAGGCCAAGAUCUCCAUUGACUCCAUCCAGGAGGUGAGCGAGGGGCGGCAGUCUGAGAUAUUCCAGCGCUACCCCGACGGCAGCUUUGACCCCAACUGCUGCUUCAGCAUCUACCACGGCAGCCACCGCGAGUCGCUGGACCUGGUCUCCCCCAGUGGGGACAAGGCCCGGACCUGGGUCACGGGCCUGCGCUACCUCAUGGCCGGCAUCAGCGAUGAGGACAGCCUGGCCCGCCGCCAGCGCACCCGGGACCAGUGGCUGAAGCAGACGUUCGACGAGGCCGACAAGAACGGGGACGGCAGCCUGAGCAUUGGCGAGGUCCUGCAGCUGCUGCACAAGCUCAAUGUGAACCUGCCCCGCCAGCGGGUGAAGCAGAUGUUCCGGGUGGUGACAAGCCUCGCGGUGCAGGAGGCAGACACGGAUGACCGGCAGGGGACGCUGGGCUUCGAGGAGUUCUGUGCCUUCUACAAGAUGAUGUCCACGCGCCGGGACCUCUACCUGCUACUGCUCACCUACAGCAACCACAAGGACCACCUGGACGCAGCCGACCUGCAGCGCUUCCUGGAGGUGGAGCAGAAGGUGCAGGCUGUGACCCUCCAGAGCUGCCUCGACAUCAUCCAGCAGUUCGAGCCCUGCCCAGAAAACCAGAGCAAGGGUGUGCUGGGCAUUGACGGCUUCACCAACUACACGCGGAGCCCUGCAGGCGACAUCUUCAACCCCAAGCACCACGGCGUGCACCAGGACAUGACGCGGCCACUGAGCCACUACUUCAUCACCUCGUCCCACAACACCUACCUUGUGGGGGAUCAGCUCAUGUCUCAGUCACGGGCGGACAUGUACGCCCGGGUCCUGCAGGCCGGCUGCCGCUGUGUGGAGGUGGACUGCUGGGACGGGCCCGACGGGGAGCCCAUUGUGCACCACGGCUACACGCUGACCUCCAAGAUCCUCUUCAGAGAUGUUAUCGAGACCAUCAACAAAUAUGCCUUCCUGAAGAACGAGUACCCAGUGAUCCUGUCCAUCGAGAACCACUGUAGCGUCAUCCAGCAGAAGAAGAUGGCCCAGUACCUGACCGACAUCCUUGGGGACAAGCUGGACCUGUCGGCCGUGAGCAGCGAGGACGCUACCAUGCUUCCUUCUCCCCAGAUGCUCAAGGGCAAGAUCCUGGUGAAGGGGAAGAAGCUCCCGGCCAACAUCAGCGAGGACGUGGAGGAGGGCGAGGUGUCGGAUGAAGACAGUGCUGAUGAGAUCGAUGAGGACUGCAAGCUCCUCAAUGGGGACGUCUCCACCAACCGGAAGCGUGUGGAAAACAUUGCCAAGAAGAAGCUGGAUUCUCUAAUCAAGGAGUCAAAGAUUCGCGACUGUGAAGACCCCAACGACUUCACAGUGUCCACCAUGUUCCCGUUGGGGAAACCUGGACCCAGAGCAGAGGCCAGAAAGAGCAAGGCUGAGGAGGACGUGGAGUCGAGAGCGGACACCCGGGCCAGCAGACGCGACGGCCGCCUGCUCGUGAGCAGCUUCUCCAAGCGCAAGAGAAAGGGCAGCAAGCUGAAGAAGGUGGCCAGCAUGGAGGAGGGCGUCGAGGACCCAGACUCGGCAGGAAGCCACCCCCGAGGGACAGUCCGGCAGAAGAAGACCAUGAAGCUGUCCCGGGCCCUCUCGGACCUGGUGAAAUACACCAAGUCCGUGGGCACUCACGACGUGGACACUGAGGUGGCCUCCAGCUGGCAGGUGUCGUCCUUCAGCGAGACCAAGGCCCACCAGAUCCUGCAGCAGAGGCCAGUGCGGUACCUGCACUUCAACCAGCAGCAGCUCUCACGGGUCUACCCCUCGCCCUACCGUGUGGACUCCAGCAACUACGACCCGCAGCCCUUCUGGAACGCCGGCUGCCAGAUGGUCGCCCUGAACUACCAAUCGGAGGGGCGGAUGCUGCAGCUGAAUCGGGCCAAGUUCAGUGCCAAUGGCAACUGCGGCUACGUGCUCAAGCCCCCAUGCAUGUGCCAGGGCGUCUUCAACCCCAACUCUGAGGACCCCCUGCCCGGACAGCUCAAGAAGCAGCUGGCCUUGAGGAUCAUCAGCGGGCAGCAGCUCCCCAAGCCGCGGGACUCCAUGCUGGGCGACCGCGGGGAGAUCAUUGACCCCUUCGUGGAGGUGGAGGUCAUCGGGCUCCCCGUGGACUGCGGCAAGGAGCAGACCCGUGUGGUGGAUGAUAAUGGAUUCAACCCCAUGUGGGAGGAGACGCUGGUGUUCACCGUGCACAUGCCUGAGAUUGCGCUGGUGCGCUUCCUCGUCUGGGACCACGACCCCAUCGGGCGCGACUUCAUCGGCCAGAGGACGCUGGCCUUCAGCAGCAUGAUGCCAGGCUACCGGCACGUGUACCUGGAGGGGAUGGAAGAGGCCUCCAUCUUCGUGCAUGUGGCCAUCAGCGACAUCAGCGGUAAGGCCAGGCAGGCUCUGGGCCUAAAAGGCCUCUUCCUCCGCGCUGCAAAGCCAGGCUCCCUGGACAGUCAUGCUGCUGGUCAGCCCCCGCCCCGGCCCUCCGUUAGCCAGCGGCUCCUGCGGCGCACGGCCAGCGCCCCGACCAAGAGCCAGAAGCCGGGCCGCAAGGGCUUCCCAGAGCUGGCGCUGGGCACACAGGACGUGGGCUCUGAGAGGGCAGCUGACGAUGUGGUGUCCCCCAGCCCUGGCCCCACUCCAGAGACCCCGGCCCGUGACGCACCAGGCAGCAGCAUCCCCCGAGGUAAGGCACCGGCAGCGGCUUCAGUGGAGCGAAGGAGCCCCGCGCAGGUGCGGCCCCCACGUGCCCUUGAGGGCUCUGGGCCCGCGGGGAUGGCUGCUACGUGCAUGAAGUGCGUGGUGGGCUCCUGCACCCGUGUGGACUCCGAGGGCCUGUGGAGGGAGCAGCCGCCCAGCCCAGGGCCUGCAGGCAGGCUCACCGCCAUCCGCCAACAGCCCCAGGCCUGGGUGGACAAGCCGGGGAGUCCCUGCGGCCCCCGAGCCACCCCGGGGAGAAGCAAAGAGGCCUCUAAGGGCCCUGGGGCCCGGCGUCAGGGCGCAGGCAGCAGCGGCUCUGUGUCCUCGGACUCCAGCAGCCCAGACAGCCUGGGCAGUCCCCAAGUGGCCCCCUGCCCGCCUGAGGGUGUCCACAGGCAGCUGGGGGCCCUGCAGGGAGAGAUGAAUGCCUUGUUCGCUCAAAAGCUGGAGGAGAUGAGGAGUAGUUCCCCCAUGCUCUCCGCCGAUGCCUGCCCCCUCUCCACACAGCGGUCCGUCUCCCCCUUGUGCAGCCUGGAGCCCAUCAUGGAAGAGCCGGCCGUGGGCCCCGGUGCUCCCGCGCAGGCGGCCACCCCCAGCAGCCCUCCCGGGGAGCGGUCCCCGCACUUCCCAGGACCUGUGGCCAAAGCGGCCAGUCCCCCACAGACAGCUCGGGGACCCCCGGGGCCCCUCCAGCUCAGGACUGGGGGCCAUGGGGAUGACAAACAGGCUCCCAGGAGGCUGCUCGAUGGGGGGGGGCCCACUGGGGCAUGCGAGGGGGCCUCGGGCAGCCAGCAGGACAGUGGAAGCCAGCCACGAGUUCUGGGCCUUCUGCCCUCGGUCAGAAGGGCCAAGAGUGAGAGCCAAGUGUCCCUGGAGCCCCCGGGCACGUGGCGGCCACUGGCCGGCCCGACCCCCAGCCCUGCUGUCCACUCGGACGCCACAGGCAGUGACCGGAUAUGGCAGCGGCUGGAGCCAGGCAGCCACCGGGACAGCGUGUCCUCGUCCUCCAGCAUGUCCUCCAGCGACACCGUCAUUGACCUCUCCCUGACCAGCCUGGCCGGGACCCCGCUGGGCCGCCUGCCCUCGAGACCCUGCUCGGCCCCCACUGCCCACCCGGACCUGCCUCCUGUGGCUAAGAGCAAGUCGAACCCCAACCUUUGGGCAGCGGGCCAGCUGCCUCCCGCGCCCGACGCACCGCAGCCCCGGCCUCUGGCGCCACGGCUGCCCGGCCCCCGACCCCGGCCCUCCUGGGGCCGCCUCGCCCCGGGGUGCCUGCAGGACUGCCCGGUGGCUGCCAAGUCGAAGAGCCUGGGGGACCUGACAGCAGAUGACUUUGCCCCCAGCUUCCAGGGCAGCUCCCGCAGCCUGGGCCAGGGUCCCGGGCCCCGGGGCUCCGCACGGCAGGACACCCUGACAGAACAGCUGCGCUGGCUCACUGGCUUCCAGCAGGCCGGGGACAUCACAUCACCCACCAGCUUAGGCCCGGCUGGGGACAGGGCAGAGGGGGGCCCCGGGUUCCUGCGCCGGCCCUCCUCCCGCAGCCAGAGCCGAGUGCGCGCCAUUGCCAGCCGGGCCCGCCAGGCUCAGGAGCGGCAGCAGCGGCUUCGGGGACUGGACCCACAGGACCCCCCAGAGGAGGAGCGGGGCACCCCUGAGGGCGCCUGCUCCGUGGGCCUCGAGGGCUGCGUGGACGCCACAGGCCUCCCUAAGGGCGCCCCGGAGCAGGUGCCUCAUGCUGCUGACAGCCUGCUCCUGCUGAGGCUCUGAGCCCAUACUCACCGCUGCCAGAGUCCCAGGACCCAGCCCCUGGCCUGAGGAGCAAGGGUGGCAUCGGGCCCAAGCUUCUCCACUCCAGGCAUGCAGAGGCCCAGAAUUUGUACCGAGAGGUUGGAAGUUUAAGGCGGAACUUGUGGCAUGAAAGCGAUCCCCAGCCCUUCUCUCUGUCCUCCCUGGUGUCUGGCCUUGGGUGCGUGUGGUAGGUGUUUCCUCCUGUUGUGAGCCUGUCCCUGGGAAUGCCUGCUGUACCGAGCUGCUCUUUCCCCGUCCUCACCCUAACUGCGCCUUGCUCCCGGACGACUGUCCUCCACCAGGGGUUUCUGAAGACUGGAAACUGGACACAGCUCCAAUAAAGGUGUUCACACUG